This is a messenger RNA of Rosa rugosa (rugosa rose), 1233 nucleotides long. RefSeq names its product protein FAR1-RELATED SEQUENCE 5-like. Bases 1 to 1233 code for a protein of 410 amino acids. The record is from RefSeq and is a predicted model, not a curated record. The transcript is spliced from 2 exons. NCBI's taxonomy places the organism in Eukaryota, Viridiplantae, Streptophyta, Magnoliopsida, Rosales, Rosaceae.
AUGGCCAACCAACCAAUAAGUGAUUCCGAGGACUUACAAGGUAAAGAGCAGUGUGAUGAUUCUCAUUGUGAGCCUACUGAUGAUUUGCAUGUAGUGAAUGAAAUUGAAAACAAUGUUGAGGCAAUUGAAGAGGUCAUACUUGGAAAAGAGUUUAUGGAUGUUGAGAGUGCAUAUAAGUUCUAUAAGAAUUAUGGUGGCAAACAUGGAUUCAAUGUGAGGAUAAGAAACAGUAGAUAUUCAUGGGGAUUCCGUUUUCGAGAAAAGGACAAGCGUCGUACAAAUGCAUCUUAUUCUCAACCAGUUACAAGAUGUGGUUGUCAAGCGCAUCUGACCAUCCUACUGCAGAAGAAUGGAAAUUUUCAGGUUGUCUCAUUUCAGAAAAGUCAUAAUCAUGCCUUGAUUAGUACUCCAAUGAAGCAUUUGCUUAAGGUCAAUAGAAGUAUAUCUGAGGCACAAAAAACACAUGCAGAUGAUGCUGAACAUUCUGGUUUCUCUAUAAAAGCAACUGUGGAGUUGAUGAGUAGAGAAGUAGGAGGGGCAGAGAACCUUGGAUUUUCACAGAAGGAUUACAUGAAUUACAUACAUAGAAAGCGAAUGUCUAAAAUGGAAAAAGGAGAUGCAGGUGCUAUAUUGCAGUACUUUCAAAAGAUGCAAUCUGAGAAUUCGUCAUAUUUUUAUUCAAUCCAACUUGAUGAGGAUGACAUGAUCACAAACAUAUUUUGGGCUGAUGCUCGAUCGGUAAGUGAUUACGGGCUUUUUGAAGAUGUGCUUUGUUUUGAUACAACAUACAGAACAAAUCAAUAUGGUCGACCCUUUGCACCGUUUGUUGGGGUUAAUCAUCAUAAGCAAACAACAUUGUUUAGUGCGGCUUUGUUAUAUGAUGAAACAACCAAAUCUUUUAGGUGGUUAUUUGAGACAUUCCUCUCUGCUAUGUCUGGUAAGCAACCAAUAACCAUUCUUACUGAUCAGUCUGUUGCCAUGGCUAGAGCAAUAAAAGAUGUUUUUCCACAAGCUACUCAUCGCUUAUGUGUUUGGCAUCUUUAUCAAAAUGCUGCUAAGAAUCUCAGUCAUGUCUUUCAUGGAUCUUCAGAAUUUGUUGAUGAUUUUAGCAAUUGUAUGUAUGACUAUGAGUUUGAGCAUGAGUGGCUAUUAGCAUGGAAUGAUAUGCUUGAGAAAUAUAGCAUCAAGGAGACAUACUUUCACUGCCGAUAUGAAAAGCACACAAUGAAGUGA